Molecule: messenger RNA, 832 nt
Organism: Microbotryum saponariae
Lineage: Eukaryota; Fungi; Basidiomycota; Microbotryomycetes; Microbotryales; Microbotryaceae
Source: the annotation of a GenBank genome assembly
AUGUCGACCUCCACAACACCAGCGCAACCGUCCACCUCGACCUCGACCCCACCCGACCACUCAGCUAUGGCACCGCCCUCUACCCCGUCCAAACCCGGUAUCCUCGACGCCCUCCAUACGAUCUCCCCCUUGGACGACAUCAAGAAACUGCCCUCCAUCCCAUGUGCCAGAUACUCGCUCCUGUUCGGGAUCGUAGCCGGUGUUUCGGUCGGCGCAUUGAGGUUCCUGUUCGGUACUCGAAGGGGUGGUUGGGCGACGCAGGCGCCGAGAUGGAGUCAAGUUGGCGUGGCCGCGAAUUGGGCCGUCGGGGCUUGGGGUGUCGGUAGUUUGGGCGCAUGGUAAAUUCCCAUCUCAACCGGGAAGUUGUGACAAAAGUGUGGACCGGACGAGAGAGGAGAGAGGAGCUUGGCUGAUUUUUUUUUGCCAAACUCUUCUGCCGAACUCUUCAACUCUCACCCGUCCCCUUUGCCAAUUCAACUCUUCACCUCAACCCAUACAACCCAACCCAACCCACCACCCCCUUCGAAUACAAAAUAAAAACCCUAGGGAAACAUGUCGAGCGCGCCAAUCGUCCGAAGCGGCGCGAAUGGCGGCCCUCGUCGCCGAAGCCAAAGCCCGAAGAUCGUCCCGCACCGGACCUAAAUCCUCCUUCGAUCCACCGGAAGGCGCGGCGGUCGAUGCCCAGCCGAGGAUCGGAGGCUUUUUGGUCGGCGAACGCGGGAGGGAAAUCGUUUUGGAACAACAACGGAGGGCGGCGACGAGGACGACGGCGGCGACGGCGACGGACGUAGAUCCAAGUAAUGCUGGGGCGACGACACGGCGGUUGGUUUGA